AUGUUUAAUCUUGCCAAAAUAAUUUCAAGACCAUUAGGACCAACCAUGGUAGAAGCAGUACCACCACAUCUUUCCAGUCCACAAGAAGAACGCAAGUCGUUUACACAAGUCAAAUAUCCCAAGGAUUUAUAUACUUCCGAAUUAGACAUUCAUACUCGAAACCUUGCUGAGUAUGAUAUGGAUAUUUAUGAAGUCAUGUUAGAUUUGAUUGAAUCAAAUCAACCAAAUCUUGAAUUAUAUAAACAACAACCAUAUUUAACAUUCCCAAUUCGACAAAAAUUAAUUGAUUUCUUAUUGAAGAUGUCAAUAAGAUUAAAGAUUAUUCCAUUUGUGUUUGUUAAAGCGGUUAGGUUAUUUGAUAGAUAUUGUUCUAAAAGAAUUGUCUUAUUAGAUCAAUCUCAAUUAAUUAUAACUACUUGUCUUUGGAUUUCAAGUAAAAUCCAAGGUGGAAAUAAUCAUUUUGUUAAUUUAAGUAAUUUAAAUAAAGUUAAUUCAAUUAGAACUAUUAAUGAUUUAGGUUAUGGAUCAGGUGGGAAAUAUUUAGGUCCAACUGAAAGAUUUAGAUUACCUAAAUUACAUGAAUUAAUUAAAUUAUGUGGAACAAAAUGUCUGUAUGAUGCUGGUAUGUUUAAACAAAUGGAACUCCAUAUCUUAAACACGUUGGAAUGGUCAUUGAAUGAUCCUUCAAUUGAAGAAUUUAUUGUUAAUAGUGAUGAGUUUAGUAUUAUUGAUAAUUCAACUCAUUUUAAUGAAAUCUUUAAAGUUAAAGAAUUCCUUAGUUAUGUUGCAUUAUAUUCAUCAGAAUUAAUUGAUAUUAAUGUUAUAGAAUUAGGUCAAGUCAUAUUAGAUUUGGUAAAUGAAACAUUACAAAUUUCUCAACAAGAUCCUGAUUAUCAAACUAUUUUAAAUAGUUCAACUCCAGUUCAAAUGGAUAUUGAAAAAUAUCGUUUCAUCAAGAAGAAUUUAAUUAAAGCAGUAUUAAAUUCUUCUGAUUUUAUACUACAAUUAUUUAAUAGUAAAGGUCCACAAUUUGUAUUCCAUCAAUUAACUUCACAAUUCAGAGUCAGAGUACAACCACCUCCACAAAUUGUACCAACCAUGGUUACAUCUCCAUUGUCAAUUACAACCACUAUUUCCAAUACAUCAACCGGCUUCACACCCGUCCCAUCUCCAGUAACACCAACCACAAUGUCAAGUACAUCACCCACAUUAUUAAAGAAAAUGUAUCCCACUACCAACACAACAACCUGCCAAAUGAUGACUCCGCCACAAUCGACCGGAGGUCCUAUGGUCGCUGCUAAUAAUAAUAAUAACUACAAUAACCACAAUAACAAUAAUUACAAUACUCACAAUGCUGGUGGUGGUGGUAGUAUCCCUCCACCACGUCAGAUCCCUUAUAGUUUCAAUUCAUCAUCCUCCCCUACCGAGGCACCACCAUUACUUCCUUGUAAACAUGGUUAUUCGCCAUAUGCACCCAAAACUGGUCGAUUUCGAGAAAGAAAUCACUCACAAGUAAGUUUAAGUACUACAUCUAGUAAAGAACAUGAUGUAUUUGAAUAUUGUCGACCACAUGGUGAUAAUAAUAUUACGCCAUUAAGUGAGAAUCAUUCACCUAUUAUGGUGAAGAAAUAUUGCAAGAAGUAG
This is a messenger RNA of Hemisphaericaspora subhashii, 1644 nucleotides long. RefSeq names its product cyclin (gene HGC1). The record is from RefSeq and is a predicted model, not a curated record. NCBI's taxonomy places the organism in Eukaryota, Fungi, Ascomycota, Pichiomycetes, Serinales, Debaryomycetaceae. The coding region runs from base 1 to 1644 and encodes 547 amino acids. The transcript has a single exon.